Molecule: messenger RNA, 1112 nt
Organism: Habropoda laboriosa
Lineage: Eukaryota; Metazoa; Arthropoda; Insecta; Hymenoptera; Apidae
Product: modifier of mdg4
Exons: 4
Coding region: 84-1112 (342 amino acids)
Biological process (GO): regulation of transcription by RNA polymerase II
Cellular component (GO): nucleus
Molecular function (GO): protein binding
Source: RefSeq, a predicted model, not a curated record
AGUUUGCCAGAUGGAUGUGAAGUGUCUUGUAAAGAAUAUCAUUGACGAUUUUAUCAAACAAUUUUUGUCGAGUACAUAAAAACAUGGAGGGUCAACAGUUUUGUUUACGAUGGCAUAAUUUUCAAAACACACUAUUGAGUUCUCUUCCUAAAUUGCUUGAUGGUGGUUAUUUAACAGAUGUCACAUUAAGUGCUGGUGGUAGACAUAUACAUGCACAUAAAAUUAUACUUUCUGCUUGUAGUUACUACUUUAAAGAAUUGUUUAAGGAUUUAAGUUCUUUGCAACAUCCUGUGAUAGUAUUACCAGGAAUGGAAUAUGCAAAUUUAUGUGCAUUAGUUACAUUUAUGUAUAAUGGUGAAGUGAAUAUUUAUCAAGAACAACUACCUGCACUUUUGGCUAUGGCAGAUACUUUACAUGUUCGUGGAUUAGCUGACAUUGCUGGGAAAAAUUCAAGACAUGAUAAUGGUUUAUAUGUUCAACCUCCUCCAGCACAACUGCAGGAAAAGACAUUACCUGAAACACCAAUAAAAAAAGAAAGCAAAGAGAAUGUCACGGGGGGCGGAGAACCUUUAGAUACGGCUUUGGAAACAGACGCAGCUGAGAACAUGGAGAAACCGUUUAACGAUCAAGAAAGUAUAUCGUAUUGCGUGAAAACUAAACCUUAUUAUUCUAUUAAUGCAAAGUUAAAUCAGAGAGAAAAAAUCAGUAUUCCUUCCAUUAAUACUUCUACCAAUAAAUAUACCGAAAAAGCAUAUUCGGAAAAUAGUAUGGACGAGAGUACGUCCGUUUUGGAAGAUCAAAUUACUCCAGUGGAAGACACAAAACCUCCUCCUGUUUGGGACGCAAAUUUCAAGUUCCUUACGAGUUCCGUGAGCGGUAGAACUUCUCAAAAUUACAAUAAAUCUAGUGUCACUUGCCUUAUUUGUGGGAAACAAUUAAGUAAUCAAUAUAACUUGCGAGUGCACAUGGAAACUCACAGUAAUAGUUCAUAUAGCUGUACAGCUUGUUCACAUGUAUCAAGAUCACGGGAUGCACUUCGAAAACAUGUUUCUUAUAGACAUCCAGUGGCUUCGCCACAAAAACGUUCACGAUAUAGUACACCAAAGCCAUAG